UAGGUAUAUAAAACCGAAUUUUUUUAUUUUUCCUUAUUUCUUUUAUUUUAUUAAGAUAUUAUUUACUGUUAAAUAAUCGUCUAUCGUAAUAAAAGCAUUGAUACUUGUCAAUAUUAUUCAUUAUAUAGUUAUGUGUUAACCAGUAUGCAGCAAUGCCAAUAUCAGUAAUGUUAUAUGUUUCCUGGUUGAUAAUAAUCAUAGACUUAUAAAGAUAUAUAUUUUAUCUUUAUAUGUCUAUGAUUUUAAUGUAUUUUUUGUGUAUUUUUAAGUAUUUAAUAAUUUGAAACGUUGGUGUGCCUGUCCGGUUACAGAUAAGUUCUAAAAUAUUUAAAGAAAUCAUAUCACAGGCCAUAACCAAUAGAGACUGAACAUUUUCACCUUGCCUAGUUUCAAUGGAGAUCAUUUGGUUUAUUUUUUAAAUGACAUUGAAACUUGAACAACCUAUUCGAUCCUAUAUUAAUUCUACAACCAAGUAUGUUGUCAAAUUAUGAUAGCCUAAACUAAGUUUUAAAAUGGUUGGCACAAGUACUAAGGUUGAUGAAUCUGUAGUUGAAGAUUCUUCCAUUACUACAUCAUUCACCAAAAUCAGUACAGCAUUAUUCUAUGCUGGUGCGUCUAUGUUAAUCACUGUUGUUAAUAAAUCUGUUUUAACCAGUUAUGGAUUUCCAUCUUUUCAAUUUUUAGCUAUUUGUCAAAUGUUUAUGACAAUUUUUGUAUUAUUUUUUGCUAAGAGUUUAGGAAAACUAAAAUUUCCAGAUCUCAAUAGACAUACAUUUAAAGAUACAUUUCCAAUGCCUCUAAUAUAUCUAGGUAAUAUGGAAUUUGGUUUAGGUGGCACCAAAGAAUUAAGUUUACCAAUGUUUACUAUGUUAAGACGAUUUUCUAUAUUGUUUACCAUGUUAGGAGAAUAUUAUUUGCUUAAUAUUAGGCCCAAGUUCUCUGUUGAAGUAUCAGUGGGCAUGAUGGUUUCUGGUGCUAUUAUAGCUGCUAGUAAUGAUUUAGGGUUUAAUUUUAGUGGAUACUUAUUUGUGUUGAUUAAUGAUUUAUUAACGGCUGCAAAUGGUGUAUUUACUAAAAAAAAAUUGAACUCGAAAAAAGAAAUGGGAAAAUAUGGACUGAUGUAUUAUUCAUCUCUAUUCAUGGUACUGCCUGCUUUAAUAUUGGUGUAUUUUUCUGGCGAUCUAGAUAAAGUAUACAGAUUUGGUUAUUGGUUGCAUCCACCCUUUUUAAUUCAAAUUUUCAUUUCAUCUAUAAUGGGUUUUAUUUUAAAUUAUAGUAUAAUGUUAUGUACUCAAUACAAUUCAGCUUUAACUACAACUAUAAUUGGAUGUCUUAAAAAUAUAUUUGUUACUUAUAUGGGCAUGUUUAUUGGUGGCCAUCAUCUCAACUCAAGUCAACAAAUUCUAUUGCUGUAUAAGACUUUACAAUAUUUCUUAAAUGUAUAUCAAAUUAUAUUAAAAAUACAAUAUACAACUAGUUACCUUUUAUUUUGUUAUAUGUUAUGAUUUAUAGUAUUUACUUAUGUCCUUUAUUUUAUGUCAUGUUA
Molecule: messenger RNA, 1546 nt
Organism: Sipha flava (yellow sugarcane aphid)
Lineage: Eukaryota; Metazoa; Arthropoda; Insecta; Hemiptera; Aphididae
Gene: frc
Product: UDP-sugar transporter UST74c
Exons: 5
Coding region: 513-1505 (330 amino acids)
Cellular component (GO): Golgi apparatus
Molecular function (GO): antiporter activity; GDP-fucose transmembrane transporter activity
Source: RefSeq, a predicted model, not a curated record